Penicillium brevicompactum is the source of this 255-nucleotide messenger RNA. RefSeq names its product D-amino acid oxidase. The record is from RefSeq and is a predicted model, not a curated record. NCBI's taxonomy places the organism in Eukaryota, Fungi, Ascomycota, Eurotiomycetes, Eurotiales, Aspergillaceae. The transcript has a single exon. Bases 1 to 255 code for a protein of 84 amino acids.
AUGUCGGAGCAAAAGACACCCCAAGAAACGGCCCAAGAAAACGAAGUUCUGAAGAAUCCUCACGAAAUCCAAGUCGAAAAGAAUGUACUUUCCGGAGAAGCAGGCUUCAAUGUUUCAACUGAAGACCGUCCGUUGCAAACGCCCACUGCCGAAAGACCUCACGUCCUUAUCCUGGGUGGUGGUGUGAGCGGACUGUUGACCGCAUGGAUGCUUCUUGACAAAGGGUACCGGGUGACGAUCCUUGCCAAAGAAUAG